AUGACUUCCACAGCCUCCACGGCUACCCCUGCCAAACAUGCCUUCGAGAAGCGGGUCGACGAGGUCAAGUCACCUAAGAGUGAUAUCAACGCCCUCAUCCUGGAUUACUUGACAAUGGAGGGUUAUCCUAACGCGGCCGCCAAGUUUUCAAAGGAGGCAAACCUCCAACCCCAGCAGGACAGCGCAUCCAUUCGUGCCAGGCAAGAGAUCCAGGCGUCUAUACACAGUGGAGACAUACAAGCUGCGAUCGAGACGUUGAAUGAGCUGGACCCUCAGAUAUUGGACGACGACAAGGCUCUUCACUUCUCGUUGUUGCGCCUUCAACUGGUGGAGCUCAUCCGGUCUUGCAAUGCUUCGGGGGGUGAUAUUGGUCCUGCACUGAAGUUCGCCACAGAGCAGUUGGGGCCGCGAGCCCCGACAAACCCGAGAUUCCUGGAGGACCUGGAAAGAACCAUGGCUCUCCUUCUUUUCCCUCAGGAUAAUUUGGAACCCCAACUGGCCUCUCUCCUAAACCCAGAUCUUCGCCGCGAUGCUGCUGACAGCGUAAACCGAGCAAUUCUGGAGCGACAGUCUGCCAGGCGGGAGGCCGCGAUCCGUCAUCUCGUCAAGAUGCGGGCAUGGGCGGAGAAUACUGCUCGUGAUAGAGGGUCAAGUCUUCCGGAAUCCCUGGAUAUUGGCCUCAGGGGCGACGACCCGGACAGCAGCCAGACCCGGCGACUGCUCAAUGCUGAAAAUGGACAUGAGCCCAUGGUGACGAACUGA
This is a messenger RNA of Purpureocillium lilacinum, 762 nucleotides long. RefSeq lists its product as uncharacterized. NCBI's taxonomy places the organism in Eukaryota, Fungi, Ascomycota, Sordariomycetes, Hypocreales, Ophiocordycipitaceae. The record is from RefSeq and is a predicted model, not a curated record. Gene Ontology annotation, molecular function: protein binding. Gene Ontology annotation, cellular component: nucleus; cytoplasm. Gene Ontology annotation, biological process: proteasome-mediated ubiquitin-dependent protein catabolic process.